Molecule: messenger RNA, 2046 nt
Organism: Amoebophrya sp. A120
Lineage: Eukaryota; Dinophyceae; Syndiniales; Amoebophryaceae
Source: the annotation of a GenBank genome assembly
AUGAAAGCGAGGAGAUCCAGAUGUCAUUUGAGAGCGAACAGAUUGCUCUUGGCUAUGAUGUACCUUGUAGCCGUAUUCAUAUUGAUAUGGCCAUUCUAACUACGGAUUUUCCAAGUAGUCCAAAAAAUUUCAGGGUCUCCGCGCGUAUCCCACACCCUGUUGUCUUUGAUUAUGUGAAAUCUGUCAUGCGCCUAUGGGGCAGUGGGUCGUGCGCAGCGUAAUUUAGCAACUUAAGGAGGCAGGCCACUACCGGGGCUGGCAGCUUCCGGAGUGGUCACGGACCCGGGUAAUUUUUGAAUCUCUGGCAAACGCCUCUUCGUCUCGGAGGUAAUUGCGCCCCCCAAGAGAAGCCGAGGGGCGUCCAACAGCUUCUUGCCCUCCCAAUGUGCGACGGGGCUGUUGUAGGUGGAGACCCCGAGCUCGUCGACGAGGCAGAAGACAUUGGGGGUCUGGCCAUGGGCCACAUUCACGACGUUGCUCCGCCUUUCGUCCGACAUGUUCCACGAAGCCUUCUUGACAGAAAAUGCGUGGCAGACACAGUCCCCGGACUGCUUUUUUCACCCCGCCACCUCCUCGCUGCUGCAAAAAGCACCACCCCCGCCUUCCCCCCAAGUUCUGCCCCAGCCACCCCUGCCAGGUUUUUCGCUUCUGCGCAGCGCUCUCCUGUUUUUGCAUCGGCAGUGGGCACUUAACCAAGCGGGCUAGGCUUCAAUAGCGCAACCACAUGCGGCACGGCACUAUUUCGCGAAGCCUUUGGGCAAGCGGCCCCAUCGGUGAAACUUGGCGGCAUUGUGCUUGCUGUGAAAGGUUUUCAAGGCUGUAUCGCUUUGCGCCAUGAUAUACCCAAAACAAACUGAAGGGGGCGGGCGCAUUGGACAUGGCAAAUUAGGGUCAGGCGCCGGCGGCCUGCGCCUGUCGCUGCCUUCCUCUACCGCGGGCAGGUCUUUGGCCCCCUGGCAGCAUCGCCCGAAAGCAGGCGGGGAAAGCCCGCUCCCCUAUGGAAAUAUGGAUCCCGAGCUUCUAAGACGGAAAAUCUCUUCCCUUGCGGGAGCCUUUCUGAGGACCCUCCGGGAGGGGUAGCCAAAAACACCACUCUUGGAAGCUUCCCCCGAUGCUACGAGGGUUCCGGAAAAAACCCGCUUUAGGGGUCUCGCGGGAGGACUUUUCUUCGCAGAAUCCCAAGAAUUCUCGGAGGCCCCGGGCCGGGACUUUUAGAAAAGUGGCGCCGCUGCUUCAGCUUUUUGGCGCGGCGCGCCGGCAGUAGCCUGCCCGCCCCCUUCGACCGCGUCCUGCCUGGCGGCAUGCGAUUUCGUCUGCGAAGGCUGCCGGUUUUUGAUAGCGGGCCCAUCACCGUGUGUGCCGGCCUUGGUUUCUUUUGCGAGGGCCUUGACGAUGCGGGGCAAGUUGAUUGUUUCUGGGGAUCUCGCAUGGGCCGCGCCCUUGACAAAGGCUCUUAGGCCUUGGCUAUGAUGUACCUUGGAGCCAAUUCAUAUUGAAGUAUGUAUAGCUGAUUAUAGUAUAGCUCGAAGCUACUAGCCUAGAAUGUCAUUGAAAUAAGCAAGUGAAGAGUUAAUCAAGGCCCUAUAGUUUUUUGCAUUAUAUUACUUUUUAUCCUCAGAGGUAAAAACUGACACACUAUUUUUUUUUCAACACUGAAUGAUAGAUUAUAGUCAUAUUAAGUACAAAUUUUUUUCACAUAGCAUAAGCAUGUCACAGAUCUUUUUACAUCAACAAAAACAGUGAAGAGCCUCUUCCAUAAAUAGCACGACUUUUAUGCAUAGCGUGGUCCGCUGCAAAUAAAAACCAUGAUCAACCAAACACGAGCGUCUGGCAGUGCUUGCGCUUCCAGCAAGGCAGCGGGAAAAAAAGUUGUUCCGUGCUCCUGCGAUAUGUAGGUAACGAGAAGGAGCACCAUCACCUCAUAAGGUGGUGACCGACCUCGUGCGGUCUUCUGACCAUCUGAAAAAGCGGUAAGUAACAAGGUCGUCGACGUCCACCCAGUCGUGUUAUGAAACAAAUAUACUCGACGUCCAAAGAUUCCCUUCA